AACUUUAGAAGAUGUUAAUAGUUAUUAUGAUAAUUUAUACAAAAUAUAAUGCUUUUAAAUAAGAAUAUAAUCAUCAUAUUGAUUUAUAUAAACGGUUUGUCGUUUAUUAUUUAAUUUAUUUUAUAAAUAUAAAAAAUGAUCAAUUAUUUCUCUUUCUAUAAUUUAAACUGUUUGUCGUUUAUUAUUUCUCUUUCUAUUAUGUAAUUUUUUUGGCAAGUGAUCAACCGUUAUUAAUCUUUCUAUAAUUUCAAUAGUUAGUUACCAUAAGUUAUUAUCUGCAAUAUUCUAUAGAUUAUUUGGUAAGUGAUAUUAAUUGCUUAUAAACUUAUCAUUAAUUUAGAUAUAAUUAAAAUAAAUAAAAAUUAAAAAUCAUCGACCAAUCAAAUUAUAACAAUUUCUUGAAACUUCACCAGUGAUCAACACAUAAGCGAAAGUCACUUAAGUGACUUCUCAUUUAAUAAAUAAGAGGAUUAAACUAUCAAAUAAGAACUUAGUUUACAUGAUUUUUUUUUAAAGGUGAAGAAGAUUUUUAUCCGAAAUAUCUGUGAUUAACCAAAGAUAUUCGGAUAUCUUUAUCCGAAAUAUCUGAGAUUUUAUCCGGAUCAUCCUAAUUAUUCGAUAUUUUUCCAAAAUACCUGAUAUUUUACCUAAAUUAUUCGAACUAUCCAAAAUGAUCGAACAUGCACCGAAAACGAAUGAAAACUGAAUUUUUCCAGGAAUUUUCCAGUUCCUAUUGUUAUUAUUUGAACCGAACCGAAUCCAAACCUAGUAGAACUGAACCCAAACCAAAUUAGGUCAAGUAGUAAAUAGAUCCUCUAGUCCCUAUCUAAACUGCCAUAUACCCGGAUUAUCUAAAUUGAACCGAACCGAUACCCAAAAUGUUCAUGCCUAGUUUAUAAUUCGUGACGUGUUCAUAUUAAUGUACUAUGAUGCUAUUUAUCAUGUUAUAUUUUAUUCGUUGCUUGAGAAAAAAAUUCUAUUUUGCUUUGAUUGAUAGUGCGUACUAAUCAUUGUUUCAUAUCUAUUAAUAUUUGUAAUUUGUAAUGAAAGAAAAUUAAACAUUAAUAUGAAGAACCUCUGAAUAAGCAUGAGGUAUGUUUUGUAAUUGUAUCAUUCAUACGAAUUUUGGCUUAUGCGUGUAACUAUCAAAACUAAGCAUUUACAAAGUCAAUUUUAUCAUUUCGUCAACCAUAUCCAUACAAGUGUAGAUUCACACAAAUUUCUCUUAUAUACUAUUAUCAGAUGAUUAUAUAGUAUAGUUUAGUAUCACAAAAUAUUUUUUACAAGUUUCAGAUUUUAAUCUAUAUUAUUAAAAGAGAAGUACCUAUUAAAAAUAUCUCUUAGUUUUUAAAUUUAGUUACACUUCCAUGCCAAUGAGAAUUAAAUUGAAUUUCCUAUUUUAAUGCUUGUCUUUUUCAGUUAGAUUAAUGUGUUUUCCUUAAAUAAAUUUGAGUUAAAUGGAAUUAAAUUAAUUUUAAAAUACACAUAUAUUGACAAACUACUGAAACAAAUAAUAACAAACUAUUGAAACAACCUAAACUAUGAAAAACAAUUUAAAAGUUACCUUUCACGCUUUUGGUCUUAUAAUACAUAUACAUUACCAUAUAUAAAUAAAAUUAAUGCUUAUUACUAUAACUUACCAAUAAAAUAUUUUGCAUAUGUACUAGAUGUGAUUCACUUAUGUUUUAACCUUCCUUAUUAUAAACUUUUCGAAAUAUUAUCAUCAAUUUGUUUUAAUAAAAAAGGAAUAUUUCAGCAAUAUGAGCUUCAUAUUUUGAAUAUAAAAUUAACUUUAUUCCCAUGAUUUUAGUUAAAAUAGGCGGGUGAAUUUAUAUCCCGUCCAAUUCGGGUUUUUAGAAUAGUUGUAACUCAUUUUUAGUUUGAUCCAAACGCAUAAUAUACUAAUAAUGCAUUUCAAUUAUACAAUUAAAUAUGAACGGAAUGUCAAUAUAAUUUGAUCCAACGUAGUAUAUAUAUAUAUAUAUAUCCAAUAUUUUUUUAUAGUUACAUAACUGCUCUAACACAAAUUUAAUAAAUAUAUAUAACACGAUACAAUAACAAAAUUUAUAAUAUACAUAAAUCGUUACAUAAACACCAGUGUAGUCGCACGGGUCAAGCUCUAGUUUUAUUUUUAAAAUAGAUAUACAAUAUAUUUUACAUUUGAGUUUGGGUUUAGUGAUAACGGUUUAGAGUUUAGUGCUUAAAAGUUGGAAGUGGGUUUAGUAUUUAAGAGUUUUGUGUGGGGUCAGAGUCUUAUACUAUUUCGGUGAUAUGGAAUACAACUUUAUUGAAUUUUUUUCUAUUUUUCUAUUAAUUUUACUGUCAUUCAGUCGCGUGAUUAUAUUUUAUAUUUGAGUUUAGAGCUUAGUGAUGAGAGUUUAGGGUUUAGUAUUUAGGAACUGGAGUAGAAGUAGUGUUUAAUAUUUAAGGAUUGUGGGUGUGGUUUUAACCUCAUAUACUACUUAGGCAAUAUGGAAUAUAAUACUUAGUGCAUAUGUAUGUGGUUACUAAACGUGUAACGUAGGUGUUUCUUUCUACUUUCAUAUGAAAUAGUUCUGUCAUUUAUGACUAUUUGUGAUACGUUAUGUUUACCGGGUAACUGAAAAUAAAAAGGGUAUAACCGGCGCACUUUGGAUGUAAAUGUUAGAUUAUUCAAUAUGUCAAAAUCAAUGUCAUCUACAACUUAAUUUUACUUUUAAACUGGGUUAGAUAGCAAAUAAGCCUUAUAUUAACGACAGAAGUGUGAAGUAUUCCAGCAUACGGUUUUCAGUGUGUAGUUUAUACAUCUUUUACCCCCUUUUUUUAUUUUGAUGGAAAACUAUAGUGUAUGGAUUUUAAAUUCAAAAUUUAUUGACAAUCAAAUAAAUUGUUUUUUAUAACUAUGUUAUUUUAAUAUUUAAACAUGAAAUUCCUAAAAUGUUUUCAAUGAAAUAGCAAAAGAAAUUUAAAAGAAAAACGACCUAAAACUAGUGGACCAAAUAUCAUAAAAAUGAAAAAAAAAUACGAGACAAAGUGUACGUGAAGUUCAUUAAAACGGGUUAACAAACUUUUUCUUGAAAAAAAAAGGUAUUAAAUUAAAAUACACAUGAUGACUUUUCAGUCAUACAGUUUAUAUGAGUUGCUAAGAUAUAUACAUGUUAACAAUUGCCAAUAAUAUAAUUAAGUGGCUGAGAUUGAUUCCAUUGAAGCCUAAGUUCGUUCCAACGUACGGUUUUCAGCUUCUUGAUAUAUAUGUUUUGCAUUUUGAGUUCUUUAACUUUUACAUUCAAUCACUUUUAUAGGUUUGCAGCCCUUCAAAACAAAGUUGUUUGAUAAAGUAAAGAUGAUUACACCGACAAUGAAGAAACUGGACUACAUGUGACAUGUUUAGAAGCAUAAUACUAAGGUUUGGAUAAUUGGAUCGGACUUAGGCUUCAAUUAAAAUCAUGACUCGAGUAAAAAUAAUCCAAUUUCGGUCAAUACAUUAUUGGACCACGAUCAAAGACAUGAGCCGUAAGAACCGAAGCCCAUAGCGAGUAUUCGAGCUCGAGACGGAGACCCCGAGGUCCCGGAGAUCGCGAAGCGGUUACGAAUAUCACGGUGUCGACUCACUAUAAAGAAAGAGGAACAUACAUGAAGGAGGACACGUUAAAAAUCCUAGAGAGAGCUACACCCACACUUCGACCUUGUUUUCAUCGACUUUUAGAUCUUUUUUUUGAACCAUCUGAUUGUAACAUUCGAUCUCGUUUUGCUUAUUGUAUUCGAUUUCAUUGAUCAAUAAAAGUAUAUUUUUGCCUACUGGAAACUGAUUAUAUCGUUGUAUUCUAAAGAUAUCGUUGUCUACAUCAUUUAUCUUCUUCUGAUUAAACUCUCGAUCACUAUCAAAUUCUUAGUGUAGAUUUUAGGAUCUACACAUAUGAUAAAUUUUUAAUGAUUAAACUCAAGUAUAAAUCUACAAGACAAAUCACUCCAACUGAUAUUAUCCUUACCAUUAGCUCCAUAAUUGACGGACUACCUAAACUUUAAAAUGUGUUGUGCGUUUUUUUUUCUUAACAUCAAAACAUUAUUCUAUUAUUCAAACUAAAUGUGGUAUGAGAAUCUAGACUGGAAUAGAACAAUCAAUAAAAAUUAAACUACGUUGAAAAGUACGAACUAUCGUAGCCAAACCAUCUAAUGUCCGAUUCUGCUCUCUUGGUAUUUGAGAAAUCUCGAAGUCUAGAAAUCUUCUUUGAAGCAAUGCUUAGUUCCCCAUGCUUUCGGAUCCAAAGUCAUCGAUAUAAUAUCUUUGUAGUCUAUCCCAAAAUGUUGGCAAUUCUAGUGUUGUAAUAUGGUGUUCAUUGCCCAAAUUAACGCAUUUAGUUCUGGGUGCAACGAAGACAUACGAUUUUCUUUGUGGUGCAUUUUAAAUGGAAGGAAUAUACAUAUAUUGGUUAUCACGGGAUAUCAGAAAAUGUAUAAUAUUAAAGAUACUUACACGAAAAGAGGAACAUAAGUUUGGAAACCUUAAAGGAUAAUAAUACUUGGUUGUGAUAGUAUCAGGAUCAGAAUUACAUCAAGAAACAGAUCAAUAGAAAACAUAGAAAGCAUUAACUACAUUUUUAUCUUAUACACAACUCAGAAGAAACCCCUUUUAACUUCACAACGAGAACUUGAUUAAAUGACUAAAAUAUUCGUACUUAGUAGUAUAAUAAGCUUGCUAGCUUUUCAAACCCAUUAACCCACGUGCAUCUCCAAUUAUUACACAGCCACAUUCUCAUUUUCCAUAUCUUUAUAGAAAAAAGAAACAGAUAUAUGUUUAUACCACCCUAUAUAUAAUCCCAAAAGUUAUUAGUUAUAAUAACAUUUGAAAUGAGAAAGAUGAUGAAAAGUGAAAAGGGUUUUUUUGAAAAGCCUUUCAUGCUUCAGUAACGUGAUCCGUUAUACGAUCCCCUCUCUGUCAUUGAUCUAACGAAAAAUUUCUCUACAGCUUGAUUGACUUUAUUAGUCGUCUAUACCCUCAUUUCACAAAACUACCCCUCCGGCCCUCCGUCGACCAUUAUUCUCUCUUUACCCAAGUGCUCCAGUGUGUUUUUCAAAACCAAUAAAGAAAUUUCAAUCUGAACUUAUGAGUUAUAUAUGUCAUUAAUAUCUUAACUAAGCGUUGUGUAUAAGACAUGUUUGGUUUUCGUUUUUUUUUUUUUGAUCAAAGUUUGGUUUUCGUUUAAAUGCUAUAUUAUUUAAACAUAAACGAAAACGUAAAUAAACAGUAGUUUGCAUGAAAUUCAUGGUAUAAACCUUCUGAAAUUUAGGACUUUGGUGACUCCUUAUCUUGAGUCUUAGUAAAAAUUCUCAAAACUAGGCUUGGGUUCCCAGUUAGGUUUGUUUCAGCUGAUUCGGGGUUUCAGAGUUUUUUGUUCUAUGUUCAUAAAUUCUAUUCAAGUUUUAUUAAUUUUUAAGUCGGGUUCAGUUCAAUUCCUUCAGGGUUCGUUUAGAUUGGAUUAUAACCAAUGUAUAAAAUUGUCUAAAAGCUAAUUUAAAAAACUAAUGAAAUUGACCAAAUAUAUUCAAAAUAUAUAAAUUAUUUACAAAAUACUAGUUACACUUGUUAAACUAACUAAAAGUAUUGGAAACAAGAAUAAAAAUCAAAUUAUUUUUUUCUUAAAAACUUUAAAUACCUAAAUUAGCCUAAUAUAUGUAAAAACAAUUAGUAGAUUUAACUAAUUCAGAUGUUUUAAGAUCUUAGUUUGGAUUUCGGUUCAGUUUGGGUUGUAUUCGAAUCCAAAAAUACAGUAUAACCUCUUUAAAUUAAUAGUCUAUAAAUUAAUAUACACUUAAAAUCUCUAUAAAAUAAUAUAAUUUUAUAGUCUCAAAUUGAGUUUUUAGUUUAAUUAGUAUAUCGAUAAAUUAAUAUUUCUAUAAAUUCAUAAAAAUAUUAUAGUUUUGGUAUAUUCCCAACAUUAUUAAUUUAUAGAGGUUUUACUGUACCUAGCUAUUAGUCUUUGUUCGGAUAUUUUUAUAACAGUCUAAUUGGAUCUUUUUUUCCAGUUUAGAUUUGGUUCGGGUUUUGGGUUUGGUUUAAAACAGACUUACUCUACACUAUUUAAACUAUUUCCUACGUGAAAGGGAUUUACAAAUUUCAAACGAAACAUAUGGAUAAUAUGGAGAUGUGUAGGUAUACAUUUACAGUUGAUGAUCCAUAAAAAAGCAUCAUAGAUGAGAAUAAUGAUGGUUAUGUUUGAAAAACCAACCAUCUUUGUCAACGUUAUAUAUAUAACUAAUUAUUGGUGUAUAUUAUGAUUUCUCCUCUUAAAAACAUAGAUUAAAACGUCAUAAUGGUAAAUAUUAAUUCGUUUAUAAGAUAAACUAACUCGGUGUUUAAAGAAACUAAGUUCUAAUUGUUAUACAAUCAAAUCAUUUCGUCUUAUCGAUGGGGAUAAUCAAUGGAGCCAGAGCUAACAACAAAUUCACAUAAUGAUGGUACGGCGGUCGUUUGUUAGAGGAUUAUCCAGAUAUUCAUUCUAUAAAACAAAAUUAUCAAAUAACUCAAAAUAUAUACUAGGAAUGUAGUGUCUAGUAAUAAAAAUCUCUAUAAUAUCUAGCUAGGUUAAUUUUUCCGACUUAUAAAAUUUAUGAAGAAAAAUACAUAUAAAUUAUUUUCCUUCAAUAUUUUUAAUAUUAGUAUUUCUUUAUUUGGUAAAAAAAUAUUUAUCUAGAUCCUUGAUUAUUUAUAUGUAGAAAAACACAGAGUUGAUUCCACAACUAUCAAUUUCAGCUAGAUUCCAUUUCCAAGCCUAUUAUUUUGAACGCAAAUAUCAAAACAAAGGGUGCAAUCGACAUUUCGAUGGAUAUAUAUGUUCACAGACACGAAGCAGCUUACAUAUAAAGUGAUUGGUAAUGCCACCCUCCACUUAUUGAAAACAGCAGCCUUUUAGCUCCCAACAAAAAACAAAACCAAAAAAUGGCUGAGCAACAACAACAAGAAGAUCAUCACAAAGAGCUUCAGCUUUUGCCUUCUCCACCGUCGACCGAAUCUCGGGUCAGGAAACUCCGACCAACAGUUAUAACAACCGAUCACCACCAUUCCCCAUCCAUGAUCCACCAAGAUCUCGACCUCAAACUCUCCAUCAGCCUCAGCACAAUUCCAACAGCGACGGUGGAGCAUCUAAGCGAUGGCGGAGGAGGAGUUGGUGGUGUGGAGGCCCUGAAGUGGCAGGCAGCGGAGCAGAUAAGACUAGCGGCGAUAGAGAAAGCUUACGCAGAGAGAGUCAGAGAGCUGACUCGCCGUGAGAUGGAGAUGGCUCAAGCUGAGUUUGCUCGUGCAAGGGUGAUGUGGCAGAAGGCUAGGGAGGAGGUGGAAAGAGCGGAGAGGUUGAAGGAGAGAUCAAUGACGAAGAUCGAUACGACUUGCUUGGAGAUCACUUGCCACUCUUGCAGGCAACGCUUUAGGCCUUAAUUUAUGUGUUAAUUUGUUUCUCUUAACUAUUGUUAUUAUAAAUGAAAUUUGAGUACUGGUUUACUUUGUAUGAGAAAAUAAUUUGGAAAAAAAGAGAAAUUAUUUUGUUUAAAUCUUUAUUUUGUUACUUUCCCAUAAACAAAUUUGUGGUAAAUAGUUUUUGUUCAUUUUCGAGUUUGGUAAUAUUUGUCCUUGUCUUUUGUUUUCUUGAAAUCGAAGGAAAACAAUAUAUCUAGAUCGAUAAGAUAUUCACUAAACGUUUUCUUGUUUUUUCAUGAACUAUUAAUUACACAAAAUUUUCUUUUCUUUUCUGUUUUUAGCUCAACAUAAUCUUUUCGGACCUGACUUUUUAGAUAGGCAUUAUAAAACAAUUCAAUAAAUUACAUGUGUAUAAUCGGAGAUGUACUAAAAUUAAAGUUAAUUACGGAGUAUACAUUAACCAUGUCGAUUUUGCAACAUCAUAUACAUUAAUAAUAUUGAGAAAUAAACUCGAAUUAUGUCCCUAAUUAGCCACCAGAACAAAGCCAAUUAGUGUGAUCAGUUAGUUAAGUGCUUGAUAUUAAAGUACCGUGAGAUUAGAGUUAAUGAUAAAUAAUUAUUGCACCAUAUAUAAUAAAGAAAAAUUGCAUUGUAUAACCUUCAAACAAUUAAUAAUUCAUUGAAUAACUAAAAAAAAGUUGACAGUGAUAUUUAAUGUAUUUUCUGUCUUAUAUACCAAAUGCCCUUUACAUCUACUGGUUCAAUUUUUUCACUCUUUUUUUCUUUCAAAAAUCUCUUAAUCAAUAAGACUGUUCACAAAUUUCUUCACGUCUGAAUAUGAAAUUCUUUUUGUUUGAAUGUUGGACAAAAGUUAGGAGUCUAAUUCAUGGUCACUUUCCAUCAACAAAGAUUUAUUUUUCUCAUACUAUUUUACAUUGGUGCUCAACUAAUGUAAAUGGAAUAGAAUAGGUCAUCCAUACUAUCAGUGGAGGAUCCAUACUAUGUUUUCUACAUAAAAAUAAAAUAUUAUAAAAUAUUAUAUAGAUUAUGUUUAGGUUUAUGGUUCAGUGAUUAGGAUUUAGAUUUAGUAAUUAGAGAUUGGGGUUGGGGUUUAGUAUUUAGUGAUUGUGGAUAGAGUUUAGUCUUCAAGGUUGAAGUGAGAUUGAAAUCCUAUACUAUUUCAGUGAUAUGGAAUAGAACAUUCAUAAAUUUCCAAACCAUUUGAUUGUGCAUUCCAUGUUGUUUGAAGUCCAAUCAAUAUAAUCUCAGAUAACACAAAAUUUUGACAUUUUUUAUAUGAGAUGGCACAAUUCACUCUUAACCAUCCAUUAUACUGUCUACAAUGAAUAUACAUGUGAUAAAUAAGUACUAGGUUAAGACCCGCGCCUUGCGCGGAAUGAACAUUAUAUAUAUAAAUUAUUUUAUAUAUUAUAUGUUUAUAACAUAUUAUAAAAUAAUAAAUAUAUAUUGAAUAAUUAAAAAAGCCAUUAUCUACUACUUAUAUAAUUAAAUUGAUGCGAACAUAUAAAUAAAUUUUAUAAAUCGAAAAAAUAUUUUUUCUAUUUAAUAAGAUAUAUAAUUAAAUUUAAAUGAUAGUAACAUAUAUAUGAUAUAUUUUAAUAUUAAUAUUUAUUAGAUGAUGUUUUUUGCUCUUUUUUUUUGUCAUUUGUAUAUGUUAUAGUAAACGUGUGUGGUAUUAUGUGAGGUGAUCAGAAAUAGUUGUGUUUCAUUUUUGUCUAUACAAUGUCAUUUAUUUUCUCCUUCUUUUACCGGGUACUUACAAAAAAUAAAGGUAUAAGUGACUGAAAUGAGUGUUAAAUGUUAGUGAAUUAAUUAUGUCAAAAUCAUUGUUAUAUUCUUAAUUUUGAUUCAGAAUUUGGUUAGACAUCAAAUUAACCAUAUAAUAAACGCCUAGAAAAAUAGAAAAAGAAUGAAUUACUUGUAUGGUUUCAAUAUAAUUGGCUAACCUAUAUAUGGCUCAUUUUAUUUUCUGUAAUCAUCAUCUUUGAAAUUAAUGUUUGUUCAAUGAAAAAUUGAUGAUUUUUUUAAAAAUAAAAAAAUUAUAAAACACACACGUACAUGUACAUAAAGAGAUGUAUGCAUGGAAAUGAUGGGUAUAAUUAUUGCAUUACUAUGCUCAUUUCAUCUAUUUUACUUAUAUAAUAUUGUGUUUAUGCCUACGUACAUAAACAUUUUUUUGGCAAAGGAUACGGAAAUAUCUAAUAGUGUCAAUUACAAAAUCUCGAAUAUGUGAACUCAAUGAACUCAACGAAUAAGAACUCAGUGGAUAUCCUAUAUAAGUUAUAUUUCCUAUUUCAAAUAUUAUUAGGCUAGCUUGGCAACCAAGCUACUAACUUCAAGUUCACCUCCAACAAUUUCCCUUUUAAAUUUGAAGUUACCUUGCUUUACAUCUUGAACUUCGACAAGACUUUUUUUUUUUUUUGAAUUUGAUCAUUCCCAAUGCCUUAGUCAAAAUAUCAGCUCUUUGUUCAGUCCCGGGUACGUGCUGCUUUUCGAUUAACUCAUUAUCAACACAUUCUUGUAUAAAGUGGUAUUAUCGAUGAAUGUGUUUACUACGACCGUAGAACACAAGAUUCUUCGUUAGGGCUAUAGCAUAUUAGUUGUCUAUCUUGGUCAUCACUUUCUUACACUCUGUUCUAGUUAUCUCUCCGAGAAACUUUUGAAGCCAAAUAGGUUGUUUAGCUACCGCAGUCGCUGUCAUGAACUUGGCUUCACAAGAUGAUAAUGCAACUGUCUCCUGUUUUUGAAAAAACCAUGUAAUAGGACUGUCGGCAUAGAAGAAGACAUGUCCGGUUGUGCUUCUACCGUCGUCCUCAUCCACGUUAUGACUACUGUCGCUGUAUCCCAAUACUCUUGUCUCAUUCGAUCGCACGACCUCAAGCCCAUAUGAUUGUGUCCCUUGUAGAAACCUCAAGAUCUGUUUCAAAGCUGCUUCAUGAGAUCAUUUAGGCGCUUGCAUAUAUCUUCUCAGAACACCAACGGCGAAAGAGAGAUCUGGCCGUGUGUGAAUCAAGUAUCUAAGGCACCCGCUGUUCUUUCUAUAUUCCUUCUCAUUCACACCCUCUUCUUCAGAUGAUUUCGACAGUUUCAGACCUGGAUUCAUAGGUAAGUGAAGUGCAUUCCAGUUUCCCAUCCCGGUUUCAGACGAUACCUUCAUCGCAUAUCUUUAUCUUAGUGUGAUUCCUUUCUCAUGUUGUACUACUUCAAUCCUAAGGUAAUAGGUUAGCAUACCUAAGUCACUCAUCUCAAAAUUUGCAGCCAUUCCUUUCUUGAACCCAAGUAUGCGAUCACGACUCGUCUCAGUUACUAGAAGAUCAUAACAUAGACUGCUACAAGUAGAAUAUGAUCUUCUUCUUGCUUACGAUAAACACUUUACAAAAUUCAAACUCCCAAGCACUUUAUUUAGUUUCUCAUUCCAGGCUCUUGGAGUUUGUCGUAGACCAUAAAGUACCUUCUUCAAUUUAUAUACCUUGUCUUUGUUCCCUUUGACCACGAACCCUUUUGGUUGGAAAACAUACACUUCCUCCAUUAAGUCACCAUGAAGAAAGGCGGUUUUGACGUCUAAGUGAUGAUUUUUUCAACCUCUUGAAGCUGCUAGAGCAAUAAGAAACCUCACCGUCUCGAUGCGUGUCAUAGGCGCAAAGACCUCAUCAAAAUCUAUACCAUGUCUUUGUAUAUAACCCUUGGCCACUAGUUUAUCUUUAAAUUUGCUUAUACUCCCAUCAGCGUUACGUUUAACUUUAAAGAUUCACUUUAACCCGAUGGCUUUUGCUCCAAUAGGAAGUUCGACCAGCUCCUAAGUUUUGUUCUUGACAAUCAAAACAAUCUCAUCUUCACAGGCGUCUCUCCACACUUUCUUCUCCUUUGCUUCAUUAUAAUCCCAUGGCUUAUCGUUUAUUGUAAGAAGAAGACGCUCACUUUCAAGUUCGGCUAGCUGUAUAUAAUCAUCAAGGUAUGCAUCUUUCUUCUUCUCUCUUGUUGAUCUUCUUAAAAUUUCUUCAUUGUGAUCGUCUAUGUCUUCUUCUUCAUCAACAGUAGGUAUCUCUGAAUCUUGGUCUAUCGCAGCAACUGUAUUAUCGCCUUCUUCAUCUGCAUUCCCAACAAUAUCGUCAUUCUUGUUGAUUCCUCUGUUUCCAAACUCAUCGAAUUUCAUCUCAAACGUUCCAGGUACGGUUACUUCUUCAGUACUGCUCUUCCAAUUCCACAUCUUAUUUUCAUCAAAGAUGACGUCUCUGCUUACACUCACUUUACGAGUUGUAGGAUCAUAUAACCUGUAGGCUUUUGAUCCCGGCUCUGUUCUGAUGUGUACAAGCGCUCGUGAUCGAUCGUCUAGCUUCUUUAGAUGUGGGCUGUCUACUUGGCGCACCCGACAUAUCCAAAGACUCGUAUGUGUUCAACGUUCGGUCUCUUAUUCUUGAAUGCUUCGUAUGGCGUUUUAGACACAAGAACACGAGUUCCUACUCUCUUAAUGAGAUAGUUUGCAUGUCUCACGGUUUCUCCCCUAGAUAGUUUGGACACUCCAUAUGGUUCAAUAUACUUCUUGUCAUAUCUAACAGCGUCUUGUUAUGUCUCUCUACAACUCUGUUAUGUUGAGGAGUGUAGUAAGCUGUCAAGUGUAUAAGUAUACCAGAUGGCUCACAAAAGGAUUAAAAUUCUGUUGAUAUGACCUCUCCUCCACGAUCAGUUCUGAAUGUCUUGAUAGUUGUUCAUGUUUCUUGCUCAACCAUGGUUUUGAAUUUCUUAAACUUAUCGAAUGCUUCUCCUUUCUCUUUAAGAAGAAUUGACCACAUGUAUCGGGAAUGAUCAUCUAUAAGAACAAAAUAUAUCUCUUCUUUUUAGGUGUAGGAGGCGUGAUAGGACCACAAAGAUCACCGUGUAUCAGAUCAAUUAGAUCGUCCGCAUGAUAUGUGGUUGCUUGCGGGAAAUAAUGUCUUGAUUGCUUUUCAAGUAGGCAUGAUGAACUUUUAUCUUGCGUGUUCCUCUGCUUCCUGUGUGUUCCUCUGCUUCAUGCGUGUCUUCUUUCUCUUUGUUUUCAGAUGUCUCCUGUAGUUUCAGCAAGCAGUCGGGACAUGAUGAUGCAUAGUGACCCUUUUUAUUACCGCGAUAGCAAGUGAUCUUCGAUAAAUAAAUAUCACCUUAGUACCGAUCGUAGUAACGGCCUCGUCCUCUUCCUCUGUUAUAGUAACGACCACCACGUCCUCUUCCUCUAGAAUAUCCAUAGGAAUCACAGCUUGUCAAGGGAGGUUGAGAAUCUGUGGGAGCAUACAUCAGUUUUUGAUUAUCCUGUGUUGUUUCUUCUUCUUCCUCAGCAACACGUUCCUCAUAGGUUUUCAAACGCCCUAUAAUAUCUUCAAAACUCGUAGUCUUAAGGUCAAGAACUUGUUCCAAGGAAGCCACGAUAUGAAUGUGUUUUUACGAGGAAGGCUUGAAAGAAAUUUCUUGACCAGUCUAGGUUCUUCAAUAGCUUCACCUAGUGCAGCAAAUUUUGAUGAUAUUACAGAUAUUUUGCCAACAAAAUCAUCGAUCUUGUCAUUAUCCUUCAUUCUUCAAUCUAUCGAACUCAGCCAUUAGAGUCUGAAGUCGGGCUUCUCUCACCCUGUCUGCUCCCAUAUGGUGUGAUUUUAUUGCAUCAUAUACGUGUUUUUCUGUAUCUAGUUCUCCUACCUGUAGGAUGAGUGUUUCCGGUAUAGAUUAGAAAAGCAAAGCAAUUUGUUCUUUUCUCCAUCAGUGCUUUCUUAUUCAACAACCUCCACUUUGUGCACUUUAAGCAAUACAUUUACUCUGAUUUCUCAUUCCGCAUAAUUCGUCAAAUUGAGCAUAGGACAGCUUAUGGAUGAUAAUCCGUGAUGCAGCAUAGACAUACAUCCUUUUCCUCUUUUGCUUAGCAUUCGUAUUUCUAUUUUCACAUGUCUUUCCAUUCUUCUUAUGUUUUUUUUUUCCUUUUAAGUUUAGGAUAAACAUAUAUCCUUUAGCUUAGGCAAAAAGAAAUAUGAAGUUAGUAUAAAUAAGGGCAUCAAAUGCUUAUGUAAGACACCUUUGAUAUUUAGAAGAUAUUGAGUUUAUUUAAGAGCUUUAACGAGCAAUGCGAAGAGUAUUCACGCCCUUAAGAGCUUUAACGAGCACUGCAAAGAGUAUUUGCGCCCGAUUUAUUGUUUUCGAAGUUACCUUCGUUGACAAGUUUCAGAAGUCCGAGAUUAAACCCUUGAUCUUUGACUUAUACAGCUCCAAUACUUAUUCUUCCCGACUUCUCGUUUCCGUUCGAGUUACAUUAAGAUACGUCCAAACUGGUCAUCGGUGGCGUUUUAACUCAACAAGGUCUUCCUGUUGCGUUCUAUAGUGAGAAACUGACAUGGGCGCGUGGUCGCUACAACACGUAUGAUGUAUGGUGUUUUUGACAUCAUUGUAUAUUUGUUUUCUAAUUGGUUUUCAGGUUUUUAUCGAGUCUUCCUAGUCUUUCUCGAGUCAUUUCAGGUUUGGAGUUGCACUGGAUGGGUGAUGGACCAGUUGGAGCAAAAGAGGCGGAAAACAGUGCAAUUUGGUGAUUUUCAUGCAGAAUAGUCUGAAGUGAUUGUUCCCUAUCGAGCGGAGCAACCCGAGUGCAUGUUCCAGCGGCAUAGAUUUUUAAAGAAACUACAACCUAUUUUGGGAUUUUUCCCACUCUCCCUAUUUUCUCUCCCAGCCGCAUGUGGCUUCCAUGUAUCUUCUUUUUAUGUUUCUCUUUAUGAUUCUUUGCUUCUUUUUCAGAGAGAAACGACGCGAGAGCUUUUCAUAUUGUGAUUUUGCUACCUUGUAAAGGGAGACGGCUCCAUCUCUCUCGUCCAGAGAAGAUUAUCCUGAACCCUCUUUUUGUUUAUGUUACUCUUAUGCAGUAUUAUUCAGUAUUGAUGCUUGUGUUUUCUUGUGUCAUGGCUGAGUAGUCCGCUAGCUUGUCUAGGGUUCUAGGGUGUUAAUCACGUGAGCUAAACAUAGAUAAGUGAAUCAUUUUGUUGUCUUCGUUUAUAUCCAUCCUUACUGCUUGCAUUAAUCUGGCCAUUUAAUGCAUGAACUUAGGUUUAAUAUAUUCAUUAACCGUGUAAUAGGUUGCUAGACAUGUUAUGAAUGAGCCUAUCAUCCCUAAUCAGCGAAUGUAGAUAUUAGGGUGUUUGGUGAACCUAUCGGACUUGAUCUCUACUGCUUGCUGUCGUGUCUUGAUCCAAAUGAGAGUUUAGGUAUCAAGAUCGAUCGACAUAGGGAGCAGUACCACGACAGUGGACUGUUCUACUUGAGUGAUCUGAGUUCUGGACCUGCUCUUAUUAGCGCUUGAAUAAUUGUUCAGCUCACAAGUAUUAGCACCCGAUGAACUAACCCUAGCCUGGCUUCUUUUAAGUUGAAUUCACUUUUACAUUAUUUUACUUGCUUUGCACAUCCCCUCAAAUCAAAACCCCUUCAUUGUUUUAGCUAAAUUAAGAACUCAUAAGAAUAAAGUGUAAACUGGUCCUCUGGAAUUGAAUCUCAAAUACUACAUCUACACUGUUAGCUUGCAGUAGAGCAAGACACAAUUUUAGUGUAUCAACGUACGAUGUGGAGUUCUAUGCUAUCGUUCAGGCGAUUAAACACUUGUGCCACUACUUGGUUCGCCGCGAGUUCGUUCUUUUCACAGACCAAGACGCUUUGCGACAUUUGGAAAGUCAAGACAAAGUCUCGGCACGACAUCAAGCAUAUAUUUCAUAUUUUCAAGAAUUUACCUUUGUCAUCAAGCAUCAGUCCGAUAAGACCAACCGCAUGGCCGAUGCACUCAGUCGACGGCAUAGUUUGUUAACCACUAUGCAUUCGUCGGUUAUAAGGUUUGCGUCAUUUGCGGAUAUGUAUCCGACCGACCCGUUCUUUGGUCGCACUUACCACGAGGCCAAGCACAACCUGCAAAGCGACUACACAGUACAUGAUGGUUUUCUUUUCAAGGGAUUACGUCUUUGUAUUCCUGAAUGCAGCCUACGAUUGAAGAUAGUCAGUGAACUACAUAACGAGGGACAUGUGGGAAGAUAUAGAAUGUUUCAGUUAGUGAUGGACUCAUAUUUUUGGCCUACAUUUCGAAGGGAUGUGGAAAGAUUCGUCGAGUAGUAGUGUCUGCCAAAUGGCUAAAGGCAAAGCUUAUAAUGAAGGUUUGUAUCUUCCGCUUCCAAUUCCUAAUCAGCCUUGGUCCGACGUUAGUAUGGAUUUUGUGUUGAGACUACUUCGGAACAAGAGAGGAAAUUCUAUAUUUGCCUUGGUUGAUCAUUUUUCUAAAAUGGUCCACUUUAUCGCAUGCAAGAAGACCACCGACGCCAUAAGUGUUGCUACUUUGUUUUUCAACGAGAUAUAUAGGUUGCAUGAUCUACCGACGUCUAUCGUCUCCGACCGAGACACACGGUUUCUAUGUCACUUAUGGGGGUCCUUAUGGAAAUUGUUAGGCACUUCUCUUGACAUGAGUUCAGCUUACCAUCCUCUGGUCAAAUGGAGGUCGUGAAUCGUUCUUUUGGGUAAUGUACUUUGUUGCCUUGUGGGAGAUAACAUAAAGUCGUGGGACACUAAGCUUGGUCAAGCUGAAUUUGCUCAUAAUCAUGCCACAAAUCGCAGUAUGAGGUUGGCCUUUUUAUAUUGUGUAUGGUCUUGUUCCUCAUGGUCCGUUGGAUCUGGCUACUACACCGAACAAGACGCAGCACCAUGGUGAAGCCAUUGAUUUUAUUAUCAACUUUCAGGACGUUCAUACGCUCGCACAGUCUCACUUGUACGCGGCUACAACAAAGUACAAACUCCCAGCCGACGCCAAGUACGCUCGCACAGUCUCAAAUUUUUAUGAAACUUUUUUGAAUUUUGAAAAUUCGUUUUAAAAAUAUUUUUAAAAAUGUAUUUUAAAUUUAGUAUUUAUUUAUUUUUAAAAGACUUAGAUCUCACCCUUCAAAUCUAAACCAUAAGGGGAGUGUAUUCAACUUAGAGUAUGAAAUUAUUUGCAUUAAAAUGACAAAUUCAUUGCUAUUUAAAAAUAAAAUUCAAAAACUCAUUUAAAAUCAAUGUUAUUAAACUUGAUAUUUCAUAAAGUACUAUGAAAUCCACUGUUAUUAAAAAUAUUUUAAGUUACUGAGUUUAAAGUUUUCAAAUGAUUUUAGAGUGUUUGAAUAAAGUUUCUUAUGAUUUUAUGCAAAGAGAGAUAGGAAGAUAAAAGAGAAAGGGUUGAUCUGAUUUUGGUUAGUUAGUGAGAUAAACGACUUUAAAGACCAUUAGAAAAUAUAAAAUGAUCAAAAGCAAAUUGUCAAUGUCUUAUAUUUUGUCACUUAUAGGACAAUCAUCUUUGGAACUCAAUAGAUAUUUCCUUUUGUUAGAUUUUCUCGUUACUAUUUUUGAUGAAAAGUUGUUUUUCAGUAUAACUCCGCAGUGUAAGAAUCAUGAAGGACCAAACUCUAAUGCCAAGGGAAAAUACAAAAUAGAGGAUAUAUAACUAAAAUAGAUUCUAAAUAGGUACAAAGUAUAAAUAAAAUGCUAAAAAUGAUUUUCAUGAAACCCUAGAGUCUAGACAGCUUCAUUUUUAUUUUAUUUUUGAAACUAGAGAGCUUCAUUGUUUCUCGUUGGACGUAAAUAAAGAUCUCUUUUGUCAUGAUAAUGAUCUCUUCUUCCAACAGGUAACCUUUUCAUUAAAUAGUAAUACAUGAAAUUGUGUCAUUAGCUAUACACACAAACAAAAUUCCUAUAAACGGAAAACACGUACAUGUACUUGUACAUAUUUUUAUAGAAAUAAUCAAAUAAAGAAUUAAUCAAGAUUCCAAUUUUUGGAAAAGUUUAAUGCCAGGUAUAUACGUACUUUGUUCUACUUCUACAUAUAUAUGCAGCACUUCAUGAAGUUUAUUUAUCAGUUUUGUAGUUGAAUAGUUAUACAUCGUCUAUUUCGGUUGUGUCUGGUUCAGGUUCGAGAAAAUAUUACUGUGGAAAAAAUUACAGUGUCGUUUUAUACAUAAACAUAUAUAUUGAUGCAUAAAUUUAAAUAAAGCACAUUAUUUUUACAAAAUAAAAGUUCAAAAAAAAUUUGUCAAUUGAUUCGAGCUAAGUAGAUAUCAAUACUAUUAAAACUGAAGGGCUUUUUUUUAGGUCCCCUUGAAAUUUUAAAGUAUUUACGGAUUUUUGCCAUUGGAUUUUUUUUAACAUAUGCUUUGUAUUAUAGAUAUAUCAAAAAAAAAACAUUUAUUGUUUAAUUUCUUUUUCAGCGUAAUUAACUCAAACGAUGCAACAAACUAUUGAUUUUAAUUUCCUUACCUUUUAACUUCGGCUCCAACUUAUGUUCACGUUUAUGAAGGCUUAAAUUAAGACUGAGGUGAUUAUCCACAUCUAUGGUUUCUAUGUUGUGUGUGAGGCGAAUCAAUCAAGGUCCGUGUAUUCUUUCUGGUAUAUGCUACCUUCGAUGGAGAUCUAAGGUUUUGCAAUGGAGAAUCUGCACAGAUCUGUUUAUCGGUGGUUUUGAGAGUGUUUUAAAUCAUUUCUUAAAGACGACAACUAAGGUACUGAUGUUGGGUCUUUCUAUUGAGUACUGAGAUUAAUAGAUAGAUAUCAAUACCACACCAUAGGGUUUCAAAAAGGGAAUAUAUAUCAUGGCAAUGCCUCCACCUUUUUGAUGAAAUCUAUGAUUACGAUCUCUGCGAUUAAUAGAGGAUUAUCAGGGUCCACAAACUCUAUAAUCGGCGUGAAGUGAUUCGACAAAAGUUAACAAACCUGUCUCAGAAUUUUUGAUAUCUUUAUAUAUGGUGUAGAUUUUUAGAUUUUGAGAAUAUGAAUUAAUAUGGUUAUGCAACUCGGGAGUCUUAAGGGUAGCAAUUAUAAUCUGAAGACAGCAAUGAGUGGUUGAACUAAAGAUUAUGUGGGUGUUAAUUUUGGGUUUCAGGAUUCUCAAGAUCGUAUUAGGAGUUUGUUAACAAGGAAAAAAGAUCUCCAAGACGGAGUUGUGAAGAAUAAUCUAUGGAGAUUCGAGGUUUCUAAUGGUGGGACAAGAAAAUAUUGCUGUCUUGAAAGAGGAUCUUUGUCAUGCCUUUAAAGGUUUGAGGUCGGAGUCGAUAGCAUAUAGGGAGUUUGAAUGUGGUUGGAAGACUAGGAGGUUGGUCUUUUGGCAUAAGUUUCGAUCUUCUUAAACCAUAGUAUUACCUCUCCGAAGUUCUUUGUUUCCUUUGGUGUCUCUGGUGAAAUCUCUUCUAACCAUAUCAGGAUUCAAAGCAGUAGAUUGGAGAAGAAUUGGUUUCUGAGUAUACAGUUUAGUUGCUCAAUGAUGGUGAUGGGUAUAAUAAAAGAGUGGAGUGUACGACGGUUGACCUUGGUAGCCUCACAAUGUACGACUGUUUUCAUACAACUGAUACGUCUGUAUCCACUGUUUUCAUACAACUGAUACGUCUGUAUCCAAGCAAUAAACAAGGUGCUAUAUAGUUACACAAAAGAGUGUAGUAAUAGAUGUCUCAGUUGGAGGAAUAUACAAUCACGUGAUUGGUUUGAACUGUCAUGGAUGUGGUUUUUACAAGAAGUUGUUGUUCAAACUUUUAAUGCUUUGUGUAAUAAUGAAAAGGGUUUUAAGAAAAAACUAACGGAACAAAUGAAAGUAACAAAAAGUGGGCUGUGAGAAAUUUUAGGAGAACUUUGAGGAUUUUAAACAUAAAAAAUCUUAUUGAAAAGUUUUUUCUGGAGAAUUUAGGAAAAAAGUAAAAGGCUCUGAAGUCUAAACCAAUCGUACUCAUUGUUUUGUGGAUAUCGCGUGGUUUCUCUAAUCUUAUCGGUAGAGACGAUAUGUUAAUAGCUAUUUAAAAUGUUUUGGUGGUACAUAUAUUAUUCCAUUAUAUACGAAAUAGGGAUGACUUAAUUUGUAAAUCAAAUUAAUUUCAUGGUGUACCAUAAACAAAUUUAAAUAGGGAUGACUUAAAGUGGAAUAUGUCAUUGUAUAUAAAUAUCAGUAGACCUCACCAAAAGCUAAAGAUUCAAUAUUUAAAAUAUCUAAACAAGGACUAUUUUUUAGUGAAUCCUUGCACUAUUUGCGGGUCUCCACGACAUGUGGCGACCCGCGAUUGGUUGAUAUUUUUUUAUUUUUUUACCUAAAAAAGAAAAAAAAUAAUAUUUAAAAAAUCAAAAUACAUUUUUUCUAAAGACUCCUCUUUGGGUAACACCAUUGCGGGUGCUCUAAGCAUCCAAAAACCUUAUUUUAAUAUAAGAUUUGCAUCAUUAGUUAUAAUAAAAUAGAUAAUUUGCAGACCCGUUAUAUAAAAUAUAUUAUAUUCAAUAUCAAUGUUAUAUCAUGAAAAUGCUAUUAAAUUUUUUUUUUAGUUAUCAUAUGUAAUUAAGAAUAAUUCUGUCAUAUUAAAAAUGGCUACAACAUAUCAAUAAUUAAAUAUUAAACAAUAAAUUUUAAUUUUUUUAAGAUAUAGUAGAAAAAUCUUAAAAUGAAAAAUUAAAAGAAUCUUUAAAUAGUCUAAAAUUGAACAAGAGUUUGAAUAUUGUAUUGGAAUACAAAUUUAGCUAUAUGAGCAUUUGGUUCCAUUUCCAUACGUCCAAAAUGCAGUACUAACAAUUUUUCUUUUGUUAUUUUUAAAAAUAACAGAUAUAUCAUAUUGAUUAUAUACUAUUUAUAAUGUAUUUUAUAUUACGGGUCUGCAAAUUUUAUAAUAAAUUCCAUGUAGUGUUAAUCUAAUUCAUAGUUAUUACAUAUAUGUAUUCAUUUGAAUAUGUUUAUUUUGUAUAUUUGAUGAAAUAAAAGUAUUUAACAUUUUUAUCAGAAACUUAAAUCUCACCUAAAUAGGAUAAAUUUCAUAUCAUUAAAAUAAAAUAAAAACUUAAUAAAUCAAUAACAACAUUUUGAAAUAUAUUCAAUAAAAAUAUUCUGAUAUUUUUUUGGUACAGGUUAAAUUUACGUUUUAAAUAUUAUGAUCUUGCAGUUAGCACAUGUUAAAAUUUUAUCUGAUAAAAUAAUCUAUUAAAUAUAUAAAAUCAGGUACAUUUAUAAGAACUUAAUUUGCUUCAAAAAUUUAAUUUUUAAUGGAUGGUGCAUGAAAAAUAUUCAUUACCUAAAAUGUUAAUGCACUUCUAAAUAAAUAAAAAAUCAACAAAAGAAUCCCGCGCUUUAAAAGCGCGGGUCAAAAUCUAGUUUAUACUAUUAAAAUAGAAGUCAUGACUUCUUUUAUGUAUGAUUUGUUAUUUGAACCAUCCUUAAAAAUGUUUUAAAAUUUUACAUAACUUAAUGAUAAUAUUUUUUAAUAUCUUUUUUUUUGAAAUACUAAUAAAUAUCUUAAACAAAUGUCUAACAAAAUCUUUCAAAUAUCUUUUAGAAUCUUUUAAAAAUAUAUUUUCAAAAUUAGUUGAUUAAAAUUAAAAUUAUCACAAAGUAUAGUUAGAAGAUAAUUUUAGUUUAGUUUUGAUUGUAAACAAAAAUUAAUAAUAAUAUAUAUACUUUUAAUAAUAUUUUAAUGAUAAUAAAAAUUUUAAAUUGAUUUAAAUUUUCAAAAUUAAAUUUAAGAAAUAUCUUUAAUUUUUUAAAAAAAAAGAAAUAUUCAUUUCUAUUUCCAAUUUAAAAAUAAAAAUAUCUUAUCUAUUUAGCACAUAUAUUACGACUUAUUUCAUAUGUGAUGUUCUUUUUAAUCUAGACCAUUAAUUAAAAGUCAUACCUUUAUAUGCUUUAACCAUGUAAUACAAUUAGUUUACACCUCACUUAAUAUAUGAAACAUUUGAUUUUAUUCAUAUCGCAUAUAUAAGAGUUUAGUCUACUGUUAUUAACGUCUGUGUAUUCGCCUGAGUUAAAAACCAAUUUGGUUUGUUAUUUAAACAACUAUACUAAAUUGGCUUAAUUAAUGACUAUAUAACAAGUUUUCUAUUAUGUAGGUUCAACUAAAUUUAAUUUUCACAUAUAUUUCAAAUUUAGAAAUAAAAUAAAAACUAUGUAAGUCAGUAUUGUUAUAUAAUAAUGUUUUUAAAUUACAUUUUGUAACAAAAAUACAAAAUUUAUAAAUUUUAUAGAAACAAUAUUAUACACCACAUUAAUAUUAUUAUAAAAUUAGAUAAUAUAUACCACCAAAUUAUAUUAAUUUUUUGAUAUAUUUUAUUACAUAACCUAAAAUAUUUUUAUAUUAAAAUAAAUCCACACGGUCGUGUGGGUCAAUAUCUAGUUAACGAAUAAAACAUAUAACUAAAUAAGUCUGUUUUCAGUCGAGAGACUCUUCGUUACUAGAUAGAAAACAGAUCAGUGCUACUGCUAUUAAAGUUAAAUUUUGUAUAUAUAUGUGUGUCAUUUACUACUUCUUUUAAAUGUUUCAUUUACUACUUUUUUAAACCUGUCAUUUACUAUAUGUAUGUAUCAUUAAGAAAUAAGAACUAGUAUUAAAGAGAAGCAUUUGUCCAAAAGAAAAAAAAAGAUGGGAAAAUUGUUUUUUUUUAGAGCAAAAAAAUGAUAACUAUGUCCUUUUAAACUAAUCUCAUAUACUUUAUGUCCUAUUAAGCUAAUUAUUUUUAAAAUGGUAAUAAUGUCCUUAAAAUUGUAAUUUUUAAAUAUAAUAAAUACCGAAUUCAUUUUUUUUGGUUUUUUUUAAAUCGAUUUUUUUUUAAAUAUGAAAGUGAAUAUUCCCAAAUAUUUUGUUUCCAUAUUUUUAGGAACUGAUUUCUUAUCCGUAGAAUACAUCUAAUCUAUAGAAAUCGGUUUCUACAGGUUUUUAGAAUUAUAGUAAUGUGUGAUAGCGGCGAAAAACGCUCUGGCGACGGCGAUGGCGAUAUAUUUCUAGGGUUUUGAUGAUUGAUCGAGAUUGGGAUCCGGGAUCUCAGAGGAAGAUUGGGGAUCGAGGAGAUCUAUGGCUUGGGGGAAGGGAAAGCAAAUCGAAUUCGUCUAUUGGAGAUUUGGAUUUUGAUUCGUUAGCGAUAACAUUGAGGGGUGAUCCACGGGCUUUCCAUAGGUUGGGAAGAAGGAUCGCGGUUGUUAGGAAAUGGUUAUUAUUGGGAUCUUUCAUAUGGAUGCAGUAUCCAGAAGAUCAAUCAUACGGAUUACAAGGUAUGGGAUUUGGUAUAAUCGAAAGAUCCUCUUUCGCUUCUAUUUUGGAAAGUGGUAAUCUGUCUUCCCGAUUACAUCAUUUUUUAGGGGGAAAAAUAUGGAGGCACUUGGAUUUUAAAGGGAUUUUUCUUCGUGGUUUGGGGGUUUUCAAUUUAACUUAUGGAGGUUGGUGCGUUAAGGAUAUUAGGUUUUUGCAGGAGAAACAAAAAUUGUUUUCAAACAUUCUUAAGAUUAGCUUGAAUGUACUUAAAGGUGAUAUCUUUUAUUUUCUUCAUAUGAGUAUCUUGUUUGAAGGAAAGGGGAUGCGAGGAAUGAAUGUGGGAGUCGAUAAUUGUAUGCUGUCACGAACUCAAUGUAUCUUUCACAGGUUGGCAAGGUCUUGCAGAUGGGUAAGGGCUUGUGGGGUGGAGCGUAACCAAGAACGAGAAGGGUGGGAUGCUCGAUCUCACGGUAAUGGAUGGUUUCUGCAAAUUCAAAUCCCAAAUGAAUGUUGGGUUAUAGGGUUUGAGGUUUUAUUUGGUGCAUGGAGGCUUGCAUUAGGGAUUGCAAUAUUGGCACUUUGUCUCUUCCCUAGCAGGAACAAAGAUAUACGGUGUCUGGAUAGUAGGUUGAGCAAGUAUUGGGUCAAGCUAACAGUAAAGAAUUACGUCUUUUUGGUUUGUAUAUAUAUUGGUCUUUGGGAUUAUGAUAUUGCUGGAGGCACAUUUGGUCGGUCUUGUUACUAUAUGGUUUGGAUUUGUGAUUGGGGCUACUUAUAUAUGGAUCGAGAAUUCUUGUAUUUUAUGGACAUGCUAUGUGUAUUGGUUCUACGGCAACUGGUAAUUAGGAGCUUUUUGUUGUUA
Brassica rapa (field mustard) is the source of this 23257-nucleotide messenger RNA. RefSeq names its product zinc finger protein SHOOT GRAVITROPISM 5. Gene Ontology annotation, cellular component: nucleus. The record is from RefSeq and is a predicted model, not a curated record. Lineage: Eukaryota; Viridiplantae; Streptophyta; Magnoliopsida; Brassicales; Brassicaceae. Gene Ontology annotation, biological process: gravitropism.